AUGCUGCUUCCACGACUAGUACUUUUCUUUUUCUUAUUGUCUCUGUCAGUCCUCUGUUGUUCAGUGAUGGAUGGCGUGGCGUUUGUUGAUGGGAAGCCGGUGCCGUGUGUCAUGACACUGAGCCAGGUGCAGGCUUUAUUUCCACAAGGCCUGGCAGGCCUUUGUGAGUGCUUCGGUGGAAGAUCUCAUGUUUUUCCGGAUGCGGAGGGAACUUUUCAUCUUAAGGGCGGCGCCUCAUAUACACUGAAGUUAAGUGGCGCAGCAAAAUGGCCGAGUCAAGGUGAAGGUAAGGGAGAAACACAGGGGCAUUGUGCCUGGGCUCCUUCCCUAUCCACUUCUACUUCUACUGCCGCUAAGCCUAUUGCUGAUUCCACGGCAUUGUCUAAUGCUAAUGCGGAGGAUGAACAGUGCCUUUUUCGUUCAGCCAACGCUUCUCCUUGUUACGCGGAGAAAAGUGUACGGGAUAUUUUUCAUUCAGCUUCUCCACCUGAUGCGCUUUUGGACGCCCGGGCCGGUAAGGUCUCAUAUAACGUUGGGACGGCGAGCUCCCUUGCGGAGGAUGAUGCUCCACGCACGGCUGUUGACUGCUCGGGGGAGUUGUCCUUUUGUUUGCCUUUGGUCGGCACUAACGACACACCGGGAAAGCACAUUCAGGAUCGUGUGCAUGAGUACGUCUUUCUUCCAACUAUUGCGAUUCGUAUAGUUGACACGCUUGAGUUUCAACGUCUUCGUUCGCUGAAGCAGCUUGGCACCACCGUAUUUCUCUAUCCAGGCGCAACACAUACACGCUUUGAGCACUCCAUAGGCGUGGCGCAUUUGGCGUCUCAGAUGGUUCGUCAGAUUGCUCUUUGUCAACCCGAGUUGAAUAUUACACGAGCUGAUACCAUUUGUGUUACCGUUGCAGG
This is a messenger RNA of Trypanosoma cruzi, 905 nucleotides long. RefSeq lists its product as uncharacterized. The record is from RefSeq and is a predicted model, not a curated record. The transcript has a single exon. The annotation marks the transcript as partial. Gene Ontology annotation, cellular component: nucleus. Gene Ontology annotation, molecular function: dGTPase activity. Gene Ontology annotation, biological process: dGTP catabolic process. NCBI's taxonomy places the organism in Eukaryota, Euglenozoa, Kinetoplastea, Trypanosomatida, Trypanosomatidae.